Messenger RNA from Mycena citricolor, 1740 nucleotides. The record is from the annotation of a GenBank genome assembly. Lineage: Eukaryota; Fungi; Basidiomycota; Agaricomycetes; Agaricales; Mycenaceae.
GUAGUUUCGUCGCCGGUGGCACGUUGGAUCACGUGGAUCACGAAUCCAGUGAUGCCGGUCGAGUCCUAACCAUCCACGGCCUUCGUUGACGCUUGGCACGACCCGGUUUCGCACGGACUCUCGAAGCAGGUGGCGACCAUCCGGCGCGAUGACCCCUCCUCUGUUUGUCAUGACUCAUUUCGUCUUGAACAUAGGAAUCAGAAUGCGAGUCGAAUAAAUGCGUUCCUCAGCAACAAAAUAAUACAACAUCUUCUCUCUUGUGCUUUUGCUCGACAUGUCUCUCCAAGUGCCUAAGCUAUUCCAACCGAUCGUGGUCGGCGACAUGCAGCUCAAGCAUCGCGUCGUGAUGGCCCCUUUGACCCGCUACCGCUCGGACAAAGAACGGAUUCCUCUCCCGAUCGUCAAGGAGUACUACGUCCAGCGUGCAUCGCAGCCAGGGACCUUGGUGAUCUCUGAGGCGAUUUUCAUCGACGAACGCGCCAGCGGCUACCGCAACGUUCCUGGCAUGUGGUCUGAGGCCCACAUCGCGGCAUGGAAGGAGAUCGUCGCCGCCGUGCACGCGCAAGGCUCAUUUAUUUACCUGCAACUGUGGGCACACGGUCGAGCAGCCCUCCCGGACACCCUGGGGGAUAACCCGUAUGUGUCGGCAUCCGAUAUUCCGCUCAGCGAUCGGCCCGCGGACGAAAUCAAACCUCGUCCGCUCUCGACGACCGAGAUCGCCGAGUACGUCGAGCUGUACGCGCGAGCGGCCUCCAACGCUGUGCACAAGGCUGGCUUCGACGGGGUCGAGGUGCAUGGCGCGAACGGGUACCUGAUCGACCAGUUUACGCAGGAUGUAAGUAACGUGCGGUCGGAUGAAUACGGAGGGAGCAUCGAGAAUCGGGCUCGGUUCGCGCUGGAGGUCAUCGAUGCGGUUGUAGCCGCUGUCGGGCCCAAGAAAACGGGCUUCCGAAUCAGUCCCUGGCACGAUUACCAAGGUGAUCCUCCCCGGCAUGAACAGACUUCGAUACUGACCGGGAGCAUAGACAUGCGCAUGAAGGACCCCAAACCCACCUUCUCGUACCUUCUCGAGCAGAUCAAAGCGCGGCAUCCCGACCUAGCAUUCAUCCACGCCGUCGAGCCGCGAUCCGGGGGACGGGAAGUUCUCGCAGACGAGGACAUUCCAGAGUAUAUGAACAACGACUUCAUCCGCGACAUCUGGGAGUCUUCUGGCAAGAGACGACUCAUCUCCGCUGGUGGAUAUACUCGCGAAUCAGCCAUCCGGGACGGUGAGAAAGGCGAACUGGUGGCCUUCGGAAGACUUUACAUCUCGAAUCCUGACUUGGUCUCCCGCUUGCUCCAUGACUACCCUCUGAACCCGUACGACCGGAACACUUUCUACGCCGAGGGCGUCUCUGAUCCGAGAGGCUACACGGACUAUCCGUUCUACACUUCCGAGUCACAGGUUGUGGGCUCUGGUUAGACUGGGUUCGUCACAUCAGACACAUCAAGCUUCCUGAAAUUCUCCACGAAAUGUCCGCAGAAAACCAGAUUCCAUCCUCGUACAGAAAUCGCGUAGCUAGCAAAUUUCCCAUAAGAAUAGAGUGAUCUUUGCUGCUGCUUCCUCGCUGCGAAAAUCGUGGUUCCUUCCAUUUUCUGGUAAGCGAUCUGCACCUUGUGGUGGUUUAUGUAAAUGACACCACGGCCAAAUCUGCACUCGACAACAACUUUUUCGGUCUCGUCUUACUUCACACGCCUGAA